UAUCUUUACUGUGCACUCUGUGCUGUGUGGCAGUAUGUGGCUGUGUUUAUAUCGUAAGGGAAUCCUGGCGAGUGGUGAGUCGGUGACUCCUCCAAUAGUAAAGUGACAUCCUCGGUUUGUGGGUGAGAGCAUUGCAGUCGUUCUUCAAACGCUAAUCGUGCAUGAAGCAAAUGCUUAUCAACUUGUCAGCGUUUAUCAACUUGUCAGUUUACAAGUUGUAGUAGCUGCAGCUGUUGGAUUGUUGAACUAGUUCAAGUUUGUACUUCUUUCAAGAGAAACAGAGAACAAUAUUCUUACUACCGUGUAUGAAGAGUUGUUACUUGAGUAAUUUAUAUCCUUGAAAAUGUCUUACUAUGGCCUCCUGCUUCUUACCAAUAUUCUCAGUUUGAUUAUUGUGAAUACAGUACAUGCUUCGUUCAUGGUUAGCUCAGUUGUUGGAGAAUGUUAAGGUACAACCCGGAUAUAUAUUUGAAGACACCUAUAUUAUGGCAGACGCAGGGUAUGAUGUGUGGCUUGGGAAUGCCAGGGGGAACCUUUAUUCAAGGAAUCAUACUAGGCUAGAUCCAAAUACAAGUCACUUUUGGCAAUUCAGUUGGGAUGAAAUGGCAGAAUAUGAUAUUCCAGCAGUUAUUGAUUAUGUUCUGGCAACAACUGGUUAUUCUCAGCUUUACUACAUAGGACACAGCAUGGGUACUACCAUGUUUUUUGCUGGUAUGUCAGCUCGUCCAGAAUAUAACAAGAAAGUGAAGGCCAUGUUUGGACUAGGGCCUGUAGCUACAACUGCACAUAUUCUUAGCCCCAUCAAGUAUUUAGCUCCAUUUUCUAAGGAUGUUAAUAUUAUCUUGAAAUUGCUCGGGAAAUAUGAAUUUUUGCCAAGCAACCCAGAAUACAUCAGAUGGACAGAGGUCAUUUGCACACACUAUAAAUUUGAAAAACUCAUGUGUAGAAAUGCUCUCUUCUUUUUAACUGGUUUUGAUGCUCAUGAGUUCAACAUGACUUGGUUGCCUGUUAUAUUGGGUCAUGGAGCAGAGGGUACUUCAACCAAAACUGUAGUUCAUUUUGCACAGGAAGUCAAUUCAGGCAAGUUUCAACGUUAUGACUAUGGCUACUAUGGUAAUAUGAAAAUAUAUCACCAGCAUACUCCUCCACCAUACAAUUUAAGUCAAGUUACAGUUCCUGUGGCACUUCUUUGGGCAAAUAAUGAUUGGUUGGCAGAUCCCAAAGAUGUAGCAGGCCUAGCUGCUGGUCUUCCAAAUCUUGUAAUUAACCUCAAGAUGCCUCUUCCUGACUUUAACCAUAUAGACUUCGUGUGGGGAAUAGAUUGCAAAAAGCUGGUGUAUGACAAGAUUCUUAAAUACAUGCCAUACUUUUAAGAGAUAUGAUGAGGGAUGCUUCAAGGAAUCCAGUGAUUGUCAUCACUGUGGAACUUCUGCAGGAUGUGUGCCAGGUGCAUCAGUGAUGAAGAAUACGUUAUUUUCAAGAAUAUCAUGACUCCAACUGUUCAGUCUUUUGAUUCUGGAUCUGCAAAUCGUACGUAUCGUAAUGAAUAAUGCUCUACUCUGUAAGUAUCAUAAUUCAGAACUUGUUUCAAGAUCUUCCACAUGUCAUCAGAAUUAGUUGUCCAGUGAAAUAACUGCAUUUAAAUGUGACCAUAUGAAUUUUGACAUGGUUUAUUGACAACCUUUACUAUAUAUAUUGUAAAUAAAUAUUUUAAGUUUU
Macrobrachium nipponense is the source of this 1719-nucleotide messenger RNA. RefSeq names its product lipase 3-like. The transcript is spliced from 10 exons. NCBI's taxonomy places the organism in Eukaryota, Metazoa, Arthropoda, Malacostraca, Decapoda, Palaemonidae. The record is from RefSeq and is a predicted model, not a curated record. The coding region runs from base 408 to 1373 and encodes 321 amino acids.